This is a messenger RNA of Penicillium odoratum, 1053 nucleotides long. RefSeq names its product sterol desaturase family protein. Gene Ontology annotation, molecular function: C-4 methylsterol oxidase activity; iron ion binding. Gene Ontology annotation, biological process: ergosterol biosynthetic process. The record is from RefSeq and is a predicted model, not a curated record. Lineage: Eukaryota; Fungi; Ascomycota; Eurotiomycetes; Eurotiales; Aspergillaceae. Bases 1 to 1053 code for a protein of 350 amino acids. The transcript has a single exon.
AUGGGCGUCUCCAUGCCGAUGCGUAACCCCAAGGACUCCAUGACGUCUACCUGGCGUUCCUGGGAUCGCUCAAAGUGGUCAUUCAGCCACUGGCUUCUCGAGAUCUUAAACGUGCACCACGUCGAGCUAGACCAAGACGUCCCUGUUCAUCAAAAAACAGAUAAGGUUCCCUAUGCACCAGAGCUACAGUUCCAUCGCUGGGUCCUCAUACACACUGCCAUUCCACUCGUCCUCCACCAACUCUAUAUCAGCUGCUUCGGCUACCCUUCAGUAUAUCUGGUCUUCAUCUUUUAUAGCCUAGCUCUGGAGCUCAUUGCCGUACACGAAACCCACGUUCUACGCCGUGUUGGUCACAAGAUCGGCUUCUUCGAUGGAGACAAGCACGCUCGCGAUGGUGUCCCAGACGUUGGCGUCGAAAAAACAGCCCAGACCCUCCUAUCCGUCAUCGCGCUCCGGCCAAUGCUCACCACAUUCCUCACCUAUCGCGCCGAUGAAGGCCCUUCCUCUAUAAGAUGGGGAUGGCUCAUCUUUGAGACCGGCAUGUAUGCACUCGUCCUCGACUUCUGGUAUUACAUCUUCCAUCGCUCCGCGCACGAGACGGAGCACCUUUGGCAAUAUCACCGAACACACCACCUGACUAAGCACCCCAAUCCUCUGUUGACCGCAUAUGCGGACACGGUGCAGGAGUUUGUUGAUAUUGUUGGUACACCGUUCAUCACGUACUCUACCUUGAAGCUGAUGGGAUUUCCGAUGGGCUUCUAUGAGUGGUGGGUGUGUCAGCAGUAUGUUGUGUUCACGGAGGUUCUGGGUCACAGUGGUCUGCGUAUGAUUGCUACUGCGGUGAAUCCGUGGACCUGGUUGUUACGUUUGUGUGAUAUGGAACUUGUUAUAGAGGACCAUGAUCUUCAUCAUCGCAAGGGUUGGAAGAAUAGCCAUAAUUAUGGCAAACAGACUCGGGUUUGGGAUAGGUUGUUUAAUACGUCCAUUCCUCGGAUAGAGGGACACCGGGAUAAUAUUGACUAUGUCAAUACGGCGGAGAUACCUUUGUUGUGA